Naumovozyma castellii is the source of this 267-nucleotide messenger RNA. RefSeq lists its product as uncharacterized. The coding region runs from base 1 to 267 and encodes 88 amino acids. NCBI's taxonomy places the organism in Eukaryota, Fungi, Ascomycota, Saccharomycetes, Saccharomycetales, Saccharomycetaceae. The transcript has a single exon. The record is from RefSeq and is a predicted model, not a curated record.
AUGACAACCCAUCACACUGAUGAUCCCUAUGAGAGUUAUCUUUUGAAAAAAAGUACUGAAAUGAAGGAUGACGACGGUCAACUAAGGCGAGAACAAGAAACACAAUUGUAUUUAAGAAGCCUUCAACCAGAAAAAUUCCCAACUCUUAACCCCAUUCAACAUAGUUGUGUAAACAAUGACUUACAGAAGCGAGGAAUUGAUGAAUCAAUUGAUGAAAACGCCCAGCCUUCCUGUGAGAAUAAGCAUAAUCUUAAGCGCAAAUCAUGA